Molecule: messenger RNA, 2924 nt
Organism: Oldenlandia corymbosa var. corymbosa
Lineage: Eukaryota; Viridiplantae; Streptophyta; Magnoliopsida; Gentianales; Rubiaceae
Source: the annotation of a GenBank genome assembly
UUUUACUUUCUUUUGAGAAAAGAAAUCGUUUUUAAAAGAAUUUUUCUCUAUCAGCAUCAAUUUCCGACAUAUUGCCGUGAAAAUUAUCCAACAAAAAAUAUGAGUAAACAAAUGUCAGUAUGACAUUCUUAAAAUAAACUCCACAAAAAAACAUCUGCCCCCUUUCGUUCCGAUUUGGAAGUUUACAGAAUUUCUGCACUUUCCCCUUCUCCUUCUUCAUCCAUGUCAGAAUUCGCUGACGGAAGCUUCAGAAAGGGAAGAAAUUCACUACUAUUUCACCUUUCAAUUGACUUGAAAAUCUGAGCUAAGAGCAGACACAGUCACGCACUGACCAGAAUAUUCUUGCCGCCGGUAGCUUCCGCGGCCGCAAUUUUUUUUUUUCCCAUCAUUAUGAAUCCGGGGCAAGUUAAAGGGGACCCGUUUCAUCGUACCCACGGUUCUCACCUGGGCUCAUCACGGAUAGACCGGGAGGAGGCCCGGGAGCAGGACCUGAUGUUCGACGCCGACAACCCGGACGAUGAGCGAUUCUUCACCGACUUGUCAAUUUUCCGCGACGACGAUGAGGAUGACGCCAGCCACACCUCUUCCGAUGCGGAAAUUCCCCCCAAUCAGCAAACCCUAUUGCCCUCUGACCCUCCCCCGGCAGACCCGGUGGUUUCUGCAAACCCUAACUCCAAUAACCCUAAUAGCAGCAACGUCGGCCGGCGAGGAAAGGCGAAACGUCUUCCCCCCAUGUACAUUAGCCCCGAGGCCCAUAUGUCUUCCUCUUUUUAUACUUUCAACAAGGAAUCCCAUUGUUUGAUGCUGCAGUGCCUCCGUGAUUGCCGGCUCGCCACCGCGGAGGAGGUCCGUGCGGCCACGCCGGAUUCUGUGCUCUCGAGCUGGAGGGCUGUCUGGAGGGACCGAAAUGAGGACACGGCUUACCUCACUGCAUGGAAGCGCAUCCAAGACAAGCUCAGUAUUCAUGUGGACCCUAUGAACGGUAAUGAAUUUCUCUGCUUCAAGACUAACUAUAAUCAGUUCAUCCCGUAUGUAGAUCAGUGGCAUGAUAUAGUGAUGAACUGUCAUUGUGAUGAUGAUUUUAGACACCUAGGGGUAAAGGAAACAGUAGAGGGAAUAAAGCAAACUUGGACUGUUGGCGCUAAAUUUUAUGGAAUUCCUGAAAGUUUUAUUAGGAGCUGUGUGCUGGCCUGCCCCAUUUGUUCGGAUGAGUCUUCAGGUUGCGCACCUCGUAACAAAAGGCGUAGAUUUGAAUACACUGAAUCCUUUGAGGUUCCAGCCAAGGAUGUCCCAACUAGGCUGCAACAGCUUGCCACUAAACAUAAAGUUGUGUUGUGCAUAAGGCAGAAGUAUAUUAGGUAUAAGCCUUUUAUGGCAGAAGUGAAAGAUUAUGCUUGUCAUAGGGCAGGUGAGCCAGCAUCCUCGAAAAAAUCCAGAAGUUUGAAGCGAGAGCCCUAUGCAUCUAAGCGAUGCGGAUGUGGGUUUCGCAUAAGAGCCAUUGUCCCAAUUUCUAAUUACAGUGAAAAGGAAAAGACAUUCAUUUAUGAGGAAGAGGGGACAGCUGUAUUUAAGUUGUAUGCGAAGCAUACUGGACAUCAACCAGGACCCCUUGAUGGGAAUGCGAGGAUAAUGCACCGGGUUGUUGGGCACAAAGGAGGAAUUAUGUUGGAGCAGGAUGCAUUUCACGGAAUGAGUGAUGAAGCAGAGAUUGAAAGAUUUGGGUUCUUAGGCAACAACGAAAAUCUUCAGCACUCUGUUUUACAUCAAAUGUGUGAAUUGAGGAACGAGCUUGGAUUUCUUGAGGGGAAAAUAGGGAAAAUCCCACCUGAGGCGUUGGCUUCUGUAUCACGGGAUUUGUAUGAUAUCGUGCAUAAGUUGAGAAACGUUGGGGAAUAUGGCUCAAAAACAAUGGAAUUGCUCCAAGAUAAGCACGAUUCGGUGGGAGUGUUGGUGGGGGAGAAUGAUUUAGGUGAAUGGGCUGAACAUCAACACUCCAGGCUAUAUGGGGAUGGCAAAAAUGUUGAGCUACUUGAUGAUGAUGAUGACAGCUUUGGGAGAACGCUUGGUGAUGUUCCUUGGGAGCAGAUUAGGACUGGUUCUCGUAUUGAGAAGGAUCUGCUUAGCGAUUCUUGUAAGGCAGAGAAGUGGUUGAGCCCAGGGGAGUUUGAUGAAAAGAGUAUGCUUGACUGUGGGGAUUCCAAGAUGACUAAACGCGUAAGGCAUGGUGAGACUCUGGAUGCAGGUCUUGGGGGUAUACAGGUAGACAACUUCUAUCCUGAAAAUCCUAAAUGGUUUGAUCCUCCCUGUGGCUUGGGCUCCAGUGCAGAUUGUGGCGAUGGUGAAUUCAGGCAUGGGGGUAUUGUUUAAAAUUCAUUACGACUGGUGAGACUCACUUUAACUUAGUACCGAGUGAUCGGUUGUUACACUAUCACCCUUGGAAGUGGGUUGUACAGUUGUGUAGACAGAAGAUUAAAAGCCUUUCCGCAGCCUUAGGUUUGUGCUUUGUGUAAUCCUGUAAAGUAUAGCCUUUAGGCUUCUUUGCACAUACCAUUAAUGACUGUUCUUAACUUGGGCCUCAAGUUUUUUUACUGGAGCCUGAAACACGAAUGUAGUUUUUAUCCUGUUGCCUAUUAUAGCAUCUUUUAUACAUUUUUUUGUGGUUUCUGCCUUUUAUCUUUUAUUAUGGAACUGUUGGCAUACAUGAUAUCAUUUACUUCUCUAGCAUGAAAGGUUCUAGACUAGUUUACCUUUUACCUGGCUCUGUAGCCUUUUGAAUUCGCUCCCACAUUGGCAUAAAGCAUAAGGCUACUACUUCCCAAUACUCCCAUCGAAUAAGUAAAGUUGUAUGAGUUGACCUCAAAUGGAUCAUAAUGAUAAUGGGAAGCGUUUAUAUUCAGGUUUUGUGCUUUUUUUUUUUUUUUUUU